GAAUACUGCGCUCUGAUUGGUCCGGGCGCACAACUCGUAAUGUUCAGCGCUCCCAUAUAAACCCAGGCAGACUUGUCAUCGGCAUCUGUCAUGCAAGUCAAAAGGACAGCGAGGAGUCCACCAACGUAGAGAAGAUUAGCUGGCAGCCCACUUGCAAUAUAGCCUCCGUCUUCUCUCUGGCUUCGGCGCCGCGAGAAGCUUCUUUUUUUUUUUUUUGGAGCGUCGUUCUCAUGAAUUGCACACGGAGCGGGAGGCGUCCCUGCGCGUUCACUUGUCUCGUCCGCGCUGAGAGGACGAUGCCUCUGAGGACCGGACUUUUCCUCCUGAUGCUGCUGCACGCAGCCGCGUACGAACUGGACCAGAACGAGUCGUACUCGCCCCGCAGAGCACGCUUCUCGGCCAACAGCCCCUCAGAUGUGGCACGCUGUCUCAACAGUGCCCUCCAAGUUGGCUGCGGAGCCUUCGCCUGCCUGGAAAACUCAACUUGUGACACAGAUGGCAUGCAUGACAUCUGCAAGUCCUUCUUAUACAGUGCUGCUAAAUUUGACACUCAGGGUAAAGCAUUUGUGAAGGAGAGCCUUAAGUGCAUUGCCAAUGGCAUCACCUCGAAGGCAUUCCCCACCAUCCGCCGCUGCUCCACCUUCCAAAGAAUGAUAUCUGAGGUCCAAGAGGAAUGUUACAGCAAGCUGGAUAUCUGCACUGUUGCCCGAUCUAAUCCAGAUGCUAUUGGUGAAGUGGCACAGCUGCCAAGUCAUUUCCCCAAUAGGUUUUACGGUAAGCUGCUUCAAAGCCUGAUGGACUGUGAUGAGGACACGGUGGAGCGCGUUAGGACCAGCAUGGUGUCGCGGCUGGGCCCAGAGAUGACCAUGCUUAUUCAGCUGCUGCAGAACAAGCCCUGCCCAUCCACUGCUGCGGCUGCAGCUGCCGCCAUCCCAACUGGAGUGGAGGGCCGUGGGAGCUGGCGCUGGUCCAUGGGUCCCCAUAUGUACAAGAUCCAGCCUAAUCUGCGAAACAGAGACUCUGCCAGUCAUUUUGGCAAAAAGCGCUCUGUCGGUGACAGCUCUUAACUCCUGCUCAGUUACAAAAAAAAAACAAAAAAAAACAUCCACACACCCCUCAAAACAUCACGAAAGAUCCUG
Scophthalmus maximus (turbot) is the source of this 1139-nucleotide messenger RNA. It is a transcript of the gene stc1, whose product is annotated as stanniocalcin 1. Gene Ontology annotation, cellular component: extracellular region. Lineage: Eukaryota; Metazoa; Chordata; Actinopteri; Pleuronectiformes; Scophthalmidae. The transcript has 4 exons. Gene Ontology annotation, biological process: intracellular calcium ion homeostasis. The coding region runs from base 231 to 1067 and encodes 278 amino acids. The record is from RefSeq and is a predicted model, not a curated record. Gene Ontology annotation, molecular function: hormone activity.